Messenger RNA from Sus scrofa (pig), 1309 nucleotides. RefSeq names its product urocortin 3 (gene UCN3). Gene Ontology annotation, biological process: hormone-mediated signaling pathway; adenylate cyclase-activating G protein-coupled receptor signaling pathway; digestion. The record is from RefSeq and is a predicted model, not a curated record. Gene Ontology annotation, cellular component: extracellular region. NCBI's taxonomy places the organism in Eukaryota, Metazoa, Chordata, Mammalia, Artiodactyla, Suidae. Gene Ontology annotation, molecular function: corticotropin-releasing hormone receptor 2 binding; hormone activity.
GGGUAGGAGGGUGGCCGAGGCAGACAGCCUGUCAGCUCCGUGACGCGGCCAGCUGGUGGGGUGGUGUUUUAAGCAGAACUGCAUCCCAGUGUAGAUGCCCGCGUGUGGAUUUACGAUCCACCCUGUGACCUGUCACUUUUAUAUAUUCGCACACGAGGGAGUGGAGUGGUUUCCAUAGAGAGGAAGUAUCACGGCCCACUUAGGACCAAUACAAGAAGAGGAGCCGGCGACCCCAGCGGAGACAGGAGUUCAGGGGGAUGCUGCUGGAGCAGACCCCCCGGUCCUGAAGCUGCCACCCACCUCACAGGCAUUUCCACGAUCGGAGGGAAGUCCGCUCACAGGGAGAGAUGCUGAUUGCAGCCCCCUUCCUGCUGCUGCUGCUCCUCGGGGCCCCCAGGACAAGCCUCUCCCAAAAGCUCCACAAAGCCGAGACCCUCUUCAGCUGCAUCAACGCAGCCCUGACUGAGGCCAAGAAGGGCCAGCUGGGGGGCGCGCCCCUGCCGAGCAAGAGAAGCUUCCCGCUGCUCCUCCCCAGCCAAGACCCGCCCUCGGGAGCAGCCGAGGAGAAGGGGGAGGAGGAAGACAAGGAGAAGCGGCCCUUCCCUGGCUCCGGGGGCGGGGGCGCCGGAAGCACCCGGUACAAGUACCUGCCCCAGCCCCAGCUCAAGGGGAGGCUGUACCAGGACAAGGCCAAGAGCGACCGGCGCACCAAGUUCACGCUGUCCCUCGACGUCCCCACAAACAUCAUGAACGUCCUUUUCAACAUCGCCAAGGCCAAGAACCUGCGAGCCAAGGCAGCCGCCAACGCCCACCUGAUGGCCCAGAUUGGGCGGAGGAAGUAGACGGACGCUGAGGCCCGCGGGAGGGCGGUCCAGGGGGAGGAGGAGGCGGGCCGGGAGGGAUGCGCCCUCGGCCCGUCUGUGGUGACAGGCAUCGGCCCUGCUUCGCAGGCCGCUCCACCGCUGAGCCCCUCUGCCCCUUCCUGCCCCCCGCCCAGCUCCCCCUCCUCUGUCCAGACACACAGCCGUGCAGCAUUGUCCCUGCUGCCCAGCUACGAGGCCACUGAUGUCGCUCCCUGCCUUCGGCCUCUCCUUCCUCCUCCCCCACGGGGAAGGGCAGAGGUCACGCCCUCCUGCCCUCCACGCGGCCCUCUGAUGACCCAGGAGAGGGCGUGCAGCCGCCCCCUUCCGCCCACCAACCCCAGCCAAGGCUGGGAGACCAAGGACUCACCCUCCUGUCACCAGACCCCCUGCCCACCCUGCCCCGCCGUCCCCAACCCGCAUCCCCACCCCAUUAAAAACGAUGGCUU